Messenger RNA from Aspergillus heteromorphus CBS 117.55, 1572 nucleotides. RefSeq lists its product as uncharacterized. NCBI's taxonomy places the organism in Eukaryota, Fungi, Ascomycota, Eurotiomycetes, Eurotiales, Aspergillaceae. The coding region runs from base 1 to 1572 and encodes 523 amino acids. The transcript has a single exon. The record is from RefSeq and is a predicted model, not a curated record.
AUGCUCCGCGACCCUGACCACCCGUCAACUACAGCCACGCCUGCUGGUGACAGCCUGCAACUGUCCUCGACAACGCCAGCGACAGCGACAGCGACAGCCCAGGAGGAUUGUCAGCCUUACGAUGCCAAUCAGCCCGCCCACCAGCCUACCCCUGUAACUUUAUUAGCACAGAGCUCGGAUACAUUAUCCCCACUCCCGGCGAAACCGCACCCUUCGCACCCCUCCCACCGUCGGGCGAACACCGAGAUUAUCCCCCGGCAGGCCCCUCCGUCCAGGAAGCUCUUCGCCGACCAGCCCAAAACCUUCGAAGACCUGGACAGUAGCACCGACUCCUCGAACCCCACCGCCGAAAACACCGCCCGCAGGAGACUUGAAGAAGGAGCGAAACGCUUGUCGGGCUGGUUCCAAGGAAAAUCGGAACCCGUUAACCUAGGCGUGGUAUACCAGACAGAAGAGGACGCCGAGACAAUGAACACCACGAUGGAGAGACGAGGCUCUCGUGAUUACUACGGGUCGCCCAGUUCCCCCGUCAUGUCGAGCCGGGCGCAGAAGCGGAUGACUGCGCCGUCGCCGCUGAAGCAGGUCACGUCGUCGAACCCCUUCUCGUUCUUCGGACUGAAGCGUCAGGGGGAGAGCCGACUGGAGCUCCCCGAACCCGCCCAGGACGAGUUCUUGAACUUCGACGUCAACGCUGCUCUGUUCCCCCCUGGCUUCAGCCAGCUGGAAGGGCGGGACGCGUUCGAUGCCCUGCGGAGCAAUGCAGACACCAUGCUCCGACGGCUGCAGGCUGCAUACAAGCAGCGGACGUUCGCCUUGCAUGAAGCCUUGGCAGAGAAGAACGAAAAGCAAGAGGAGCUCGAGGUGACCCGGAAUCGCAUCGGGAACCUGAAGGUCCAACUAGAUGGCAUGGCCGAGAAGGUCAUCGAGCAAGAAAAGGCCGUGAAAGCUAUGGCAGAAGAGCUGGAGCACGAGCGGGAGGUGCGCCGCCGAGAGGACGAGGCUCGCAUGCGCAGCGUGCUGCUCGUCCGGACCAGCGACGACGAGAGCACAUCCGACCUGGGAGUGGAGCUUCAGACGCCCAAACGGAGCAUGAAACGUGCCAGCAAUGGUACGUUCACGAGCGACUCCGGCUUCGACUCGGGAGACGAGAGUGUGUCCGAAAGUGUGUUCUCACGUCGCGAAGUGCUCGAGUCGCCGGCCUCGACUGUCGCGCCAUCCCCGAACAUCUCCCAGAUUACCCUGUCCACUCCCACCUCUGCCCCCGUGCAACCCCCGAAGGAGCUCAAACCUACACCUGCACCUGCACCUGUCCCCAAACCCAAACCCACCCGGGCGCCGGCCUCGACGCCAGCUCCCAAACAAUCCACCUACGACCGCGUUUUGAAAGGACUCACCCCGAAGAGCAUUGCCAGCUCCUGGACCGGCUCCAAAUGCAACAUCUGCCAUGGGGUUCCGUCGUCCGAAGCGUGGAGCGUGCUGGGGAUAUUGAAAGAGGAAAACAAGGGGCUGAAGGAGCGGCUGGGGGAGCUGGAGAACACGAUCGACGAGUGUCUGUGGCUGGUUGGGCCGUGA